Molecule: messenger RNA, 840 nt
Organism: Drosophila erecta
Lineage: Eukaryota; Metazoa; Arthropoda; Insecta; Diptera; Drosophilidae
Exons: 2
Coding region: 356-808 (150 amino acids)
Biological process (GO): transcription by RNA polymerase III
Cellular component (GO): transcription factor TFIIIC complex
Source: RefSeq, a predicted model, not a curated record
AUGAAAGUAAUAAUAGUAUUUUCGCACCAUAAUGCAAUUUUAAAUAUGCCAAAAUAGUGGAAGAAGAGGAAUGUGAAGUAUCAUUAAAUAAUGAGUUGUAAAAGAAAACCCCACUUGUACAAAGAAUUGUUUCAAAAAAGUUAAUAGUCAUGCCCUUAAUGCUUUUGCUGUUGCGGUAUUAGAUUGAACAUGUCUGGUAUUUUGCCGGUCUAUCAAUGUCCAAACUUUAGCAUAUGUUUACAAGAUCUCUUGCGGAGUAACGCAAAAUAAAGUAUAAGUUAUACAUAGCUUCUGGGUUACCUGCUCAACCGCAUUAACAAACAAAAUCUCCCAUGAAUAACAAUAAAAAGGGAACAUGAACGAUUCCUCCGAUUCGGAGUACGAGGACCAAGAUUACCUGGUAUUUGCGGAUUUCAAGAACCACAUUCAUCCGCAUCAGCUAAAGCACGAGGACGCGGCCAUCAAAGUCAUCGGAAUCGAGAGUGACACGCCCAUGGCGGAGGUGAAUGGAAGCAUCUACCGGGGACGCUACGAACAUUCCGUGGGAACCAACGUGUUCUUCGAGAAGGAAAAAGACAACCUGGCAAGUGAUCCGCUCUUUGAGUCUGUGUGUCGCCAGCGUUAUAAGUACGUGAACAAAUCCACCAAGGUGAUAUCUUUUGAAAGGGUCUACGUCGACAAUUUGCACCAGGAGGUCGAGAAAUCGGUUGUAGCUGAAGACGACGAGCAGACCGAGUCAAAGCCAGAAUCAUUAAAGUUAAAUAUUACCUAUAAGGAGGCUAUCAACAAGUUUGGAGAAGAGCAUUAAGUGUGAAACAUGGAUAUGACGACGGAGCCAGC